ACAGCAUCGCAAAUAAAAUGUGACAGAUUUGCGUGAAAAGGAGUCGCCUCGGCUGCCAAUAAUAUAGUUGUUGUUAUUAAAAGUACCGAUUAAUUGAAAGCUAAUUCCUUUCUUUCCCCCCAUUUGGUUGUCCUGUACGGAUUGUACACAACCGCAGAACGUGCGGUUCGAUUCUUUACCCCCGUCGGCCACAAUUGCUUCUUGCACAGUCGGGGUGGAGAGGACGCGGCAGUGCGAGAGCAACAGCAGCAACAGCAGCAGCAGCAGCCACUCUAUUAGCAUAAUUGGCCCGAAACACACAAGUGCAUUUGUGAGCGAAGGGGAGUGUACGAGUGGCGGGGCAGCGAUUGUUGGGUGGAGUAGUGUAUUCCCUCGUCUCGUGUUGAUGCAGAACAUUUUGCUACGAUUUUCGCACUAGGCGGACUGGGCAGAAUCGGACGGGCUUGACGGACGGACGCAAACCCACUCCCCUCCCUCAGUCUAACGCCCAUAUCGGAAGUGGAAGAUAUCGCGCGUUCAUUUCGCGUGUACAGCGAACCGUAGGGGGUGUUAAACAACAAGGAACCGCAAAAGGCACCUCACCACCGCUGCACCAUGGCAUCCUUCGACGUGUACGAUCGGUCGAGCUGGUACUUCGGGGCGAUGUCACGCCAGGACGCAACCGAUUUGCUGCUGAACGAGCGCGAAAGUGGCGUAUUUCUGGUGCGCGACAGCACAACGAUCGUGGGCGACUUUGUGCUGUGCGUGCGGGAAGACUCGAAAGUGAGCCACUACAUCAUCAACAAACUGCCAUCGGGCGAUGAGUGUUUCGUGUACCGGAUCGGCGACCAGACCUUUGCCGACCUGCCGGAUCUGCUGUCCUUCUACAAGCUGCACUAUCUCGACACGACACCGCUGCGCCGGCCGAUGGUGCGCCGGCUGGAGAAGGUCAUUGGCAAGUUUGACUUCGACGGGAGCGAUCCGGACGAUCUGCCGUUCAAGAAGGGUGAGAUACUGCACAUCAUAAGCAAGGACGAGGAGCAAUGGUGGACGGCGCGGAACGGGGCGGGCCAAACGGGCCAGAUACCGGUGCCGUACGUGACGCGAUACGAGGAAAACAUUAUCGAGCGGCCAAAUUCGGGUGGCGGUGGUGGCGGUGCUGGUCCGGGCCAUCAUCACCAUCACCAUGCGCAUCCGGCGACCGGUGGUGGUGGUGGUGGUGGAAUGCACCAUUCGGAGAAUUCGAACAUUUUCAAAUCGAACCUCAACCGGCAGCUGCCAGCACUGGCACGGGUUAAGCAGGAGCGCGUCCCGAACGCGUACGACGAGACGGCCCUGAAGCUGAGCGUCGGCGACGUUAUAAAGGUGCUGAAGACGAACAUCAACGGGCAGUGGGAGGGUGAGCUGAAGGGCAAGAUUGGCCACUUCCCCUUCACGCACGUGGAGUUUAUUGACGAGUGAACCGGCGAGGCUGUGCUAGCGGUGGUGGGGGAAAGGCCUACCCUCCCCCUUUACGUGCUGAUAGAGCGACUUGACGCACAAACCAUUAUGUGUUAACCGUCUCCGUGAGUAUGUGUGUAUGUGUGUACCGCUUCGGUUACUUUUAUUAAUUUAACGGAAUUUAUGUUCUUUCGAAAAAAAAAAAACCGACCAGCGUUUCGGUUCGAAACAGAUGUGAACCCCGUGACCCAUCCGGGAGGGGUUUGGCGCCCCAGUUUUGGGGCUACCGGGGGUGCAUGUCUGUGUGAGUGUAUGCUGCUCUAAGUAACUAUAUUUAAUGUGUACAGCUUUGUAUUUAGUCCAGUUUUGUGUGUAAGUCAAAAACAAACAAAAAACCCACGAAGGCGCGUGAUGUGAAAGGUAGAAGGGAGGCAGUAGUAGUAAUGCGCCCACAUCAUCCUGUGUUGUACGUGAACGUUCCGAGUCAUUCAGUUUAAGGUGAUUUUAAUUACAAUUAUAGGCUAUAGUUAUUAUUUGUUAGUAGACCUUUUUUUUCUUUUCUUUUGUUGAUGAUGAUGAUUUGCGAUUCCGAGGUAACAAACAACACAAAUUCCAGGCAAAUUUACAGUAGGUUUAGCUUAGCUGCGAGGGAAGAAGAAGAACCUCCUACUACUGUAGGUAGAUAGGUGCGACGACACGCUUAGACACAACACAACAGCCUAUAUAGACGCGUAGGGUCAUGACAAGAGAGGGGGAGGGGAGUUUUAUUUACCAGCUUAUUAUAUUACAUUCAAAUGUUCCCCUCUCGUUGCUGUUGUUGUGGUUGCAAACGGGUUUAAUCCAGAGCACCCGAAUCGAUCGAACGCGAAAAGUCAACUAUCGGGAUGAAAGCGAAAAGAAACUCUGUAGAAUUUAAGAUUUAAUUAUUAUACGUUUUUUAGUGGAUGGGGGGGGGGCGG
This is a messenger RNA of Anopheles merus, 2378 nucleotides long. RefSeq names its product adapter molecule Crk (gene Crk). Gene Ontology annotation, molecular function: protein binding. Lineage: Eukaryota; Metazoa; Arthropoda; Insecta; Diptera; Culicidae. The transcript has 3 exons. The coding region runs from base 595 to 1440 and encodes 281 amino acids. The record is from RefSeq and is a predicted model, not a curated record.